CUGCGUGGACAGAACGUGAGGAAAGGAAGGAGCCACUACCCAGAUAAAACAAAUCUUCCAGUAAAACCAGCUCGACGAGCUCGUCCGGCCAUUGAAAUGAUCCCAUCUUUGAAGCAGGUGUGCUUGUGUGUCGUUGCUCUGCUGCAGUCUCACAACAACAUCAUGUGUGCGUGUGACUUGCUCCAAUGCCUCGGCUGACGACACUGGUCCACGGCAAAGGUCAGCCGGCGGGUGCUGGCCGGGGAGGAGGAGAGAGCUGGGACUGUAAAUGGAUGGAGGAAGAAAAAGAGAGGGAGAGCAGAACUCAAACUCCAGCUGACAGUCGCACAGCUCAUUGGUCCCAGGCUCUGCAGACACUGAGACCCUGGAGAGACUGGUGUAGUCUCGCUCCAGUCGGUGCAGUGUGGUUGUUCUGUCAGGUGGAGGCGCCGUCGGCUGACGUUUCCUGGAGGCUCCUGUUAGUGUGUGCAGCGUGGCUGCUUCUGGGAGGCUGUGUUCAUGCCCUGAGGUGCUCCCUGGGGCCAGCACAGAACCAGAAGGGGCAGCCUCCAGAGAGGAUACAGCAGGAGGUGGUGAUGGAAAACAGAAAUAUCCAGUAUUCAAUGUCGCCUCAGUCGAGGAGCCCACGCCGCCACAUUCCUCUGGCCCUUUCCCUGGCCAAGAGUCUGCUGCUGUGUUUGCUCCAGGAGCCUCUAACAGACCCCAGUGUCCCCCACAUUCAGACUCUUCUCUCCAGACUAGAGUCAGUGUCUGACGCGCUUGCUGAUGCUGACCCUGGAUCAGAGGAGAGAUCACCGGAUGAGGACGAACAAGACUCCGCACUGACAGACAAAGUGAAGCUCAUCCGCAGAUACCUCCAGCAGAGGAUGAGGUCACUGCAUGCUCUCGUCCAGGUGCAGGGGGAUUUUGUGGCCAGUGUGAAGGACAUGCUGGAGGGACUCGACGGCCUCUGGGCUCAACUGGAGGAGCUGCACACUGGGGUCACACUCACUAAAGAGGGGGGUCAAGACCACGGGGACCUGGCCUUGGCCCGGACAGACGCAGAGAAUUUGUUUUCAGUCCUGGGUCACUACAGGAACCGACUUCACAGCUGCCAGACUCAUCUGAAGGAUGUCACACAGCUAUUGCAGGAGUUAACGUGGAGUCACACUCACAUAAGCAACAGUGUGAGCUGCAGCAGUGAGUCCGUCUGGCCCGAGCUGUUACUCCAGUCCAACAUUGAGCAGUUUGACAAGGUGCAGGAGAGUUUCUUCUCUGUGGAGCAGCAGACCUCGACGUUCCAGGCCCACCUGGAGGGGCUUCGGAAGGGGAAUCAGGAAGAACACACAAGGGCCCUCGCUGCUGCUGCUGCUGCUGCUGCAAACGAGGCCAAGUCAUGCGCCGUGUCUCCACAGACGUCCCCACAUCUCCAUAACGGACGCACAAGCGGCGCGUCGUCGGAGCAUUGCAACUCGGCCUCCUCAGUGGAUCCGGAUUCAGACUCUGAAUCUCGUCACUCUCUGUGUGAGAGGUCGGCUCUGCAGUUCUCCUCCACUUUUGGACGCCUGCGUAUAUCUGGAAAGAAGAAGUGAUUUAAAAAAAGUAUA
Messenger RNA from Solea senegalensis (Senegalese sole), 1586 nucleotides. RefSeq lists its product as uncharacterized. The record is from RefSeq and is a predicted model, not a curated record. Lineage: Eukaryota; Metazoa; Chordata; Actinopteri; Pleuronectiformes; Soleidae. The coding region runs from base 186 to 1571 and encodes 461 amino acids. The transcript is spliced from 9 exons.